AUGGCGUUCUCUUCGACUAAAUCCAGUGAGCCGGAACUAAACACUGCAAGGCCACGUUCUAGCGACAAGCACGAUGAUCUUGCUCUGGCAAGAUUGGGGAAGAAAGCUGUACUGAAGCGUCGCUUCGGCUUCCUGUCUAUCCUCGGUUUCAGCUGCACCGUCUUGAUCACCUGGGAAGGAUCUCUUGUGUUGUUCCUGGUCGGCUUCCAGAAUGGCGGCCCCGCUGGUGUGAUCUAUGGCUACCUCAUCGUAUGGCUCGGCACCGUAUCUGUGUUCAUGGUGCUCAGCGAGCUUGUUUCAAUGGCGCCUACAUCUGGUGGUCAAUACCACUGGGUUUCCAUGCUUGCACCAAAAAGCUCUCAGAAACUGUUGAGUUACAUCUCAGGAUGGCUCACUCUCUGUGGCUGGCUAGCAUCACUCGGGUCCGGCGCUUUCCUCACCGGUGGCCUCAUUCAAGGCCUUCUCAUGCUCUGCCAACCCGAUACGUACGUCCCUCAGAACUGGCACGUCACUCUCCUCUACUGGGCGAUCAUCGCCUUUUGCGUCUUUAUCAACAUUGCUGCUGGAUGGCUACUACCCAAGUUCGAAGGAGCGCUAUUGGUCUUGCAUAUCCUUGGUUUCUUCGCCAUCUUGAUUCCCUUGCUGGUUCUUGGGCCACAGGGUAAUGCGAAAGAGACUUUUACCACGUUCGUAAAUAUGGGACAUUGGCAGACUCAGGGAUUGAGCUUUUGUAUUGGCAUUAUGGGGAGUGUCUUUGCGUUUGUUGGCGGUGAUGGGCCGAUUCAUCUAUCCGAGGAGAUUCAAAACGCACAGAUCGUCGUACCUCGCUCCAUCAUGACUGGCAUCGCAAUCAACGGCUCUCUUGGCUUCGUCAUGAUGGUCACCGUGCUCUUACGGAUGGGCGAUCUCGACACUGUACUUCUAGAGAACCCUGCGUUCCCUUUCAUGGCUAUCUUUCAUCGAGCCGUUCAAUCACGCUCUGGUGCCGCUGUCAUGGCAUCCAUCGUCAUGGUGCUGACCAUCAGUGCGAACGUGGGCUUCUCCGCAUCGACAUCGAGAAUUUGCUGGGCUUUUGCUCGAGAUCGGGGUCUACCUGGAUGGAGAACCUUGAGCAAGGUCAGCGAUCGUACAUCCAUCCCCGUCUACGCCGUAGCCUUCACAAGCUUCAUCGCCUGCCUUCUCGCACUAGUAAACAUCGGAUCCACCACCGCCUUCAACGGCGUAAUCUCCGUCGCCAUCGCCGGUCUCUUCUCCUCCUACCUCCUCACUUCUUCCCUUCUCCUCUACCGCCGCUGCACAGGCGCCAUUCUCCCACCCAGCGAAUCCUUCGACACAGAUAGUCAAUCCACAACUAGCGACGGUAUGGUCCGCGCUGUAUGGGGCCCUUGGCGUCUGCCCGGCGCAAUAGGUAUCGCUAAUAAUGUCUUUGCCUGCGCCUAUCUUAGCUUUGUUUUCUUCUUCAGUUUCUGGCCUAGCUUUGCGGAGGUUACGCCUGCGAAUAUGAAUUGGGCAAUUUUGGUAACGGGUACGAUAGCGGUCAUCAGUGCGGUUUAUUAUGCGGUUUGGGCAAGGAAGACGUAUCAUGGGCCAGUUGUUGAGAUUGAUGAGCGCGAUUUGAGUGGGAGGGUUAGUGUGAUUGAGCAGCGUCUUGAGAUGGGUAGUAAGUAG
Molecule: messenger RNA, 1668 nt
Organism: Alternaria infectoria
Lineage: Eukaryota; Fungi; Ascomycota; Dothideomycetes; Pleosporales; Pleosporaceae
Exons: 8
Coding region: 1-1668 (555 amino acids)
Biological process (GO): transmembrane transport
Cellular component (GO): membrane
Molecular function (GO): transmembrane transporter activity
Source: RefSeq, a predicted model, not a curated record